This is a messenger RNA of Theobroma cacao (cacao), 1135 nucleotides long. It is a transcript of the gene GB2, whose product is annotated as GTP-binding 2. Gene Ontology annotation, molecular function: GTP binding; GTPase activity. The record is from RefSeq and is a predicted model, not a curated record. NCBI's taxonomy places the organism in Eukaryota, Viridiplantae, Streptophyta, Magnoliopsida, Malvales, Malvaceae.
AUACGUAUCAAAAGACCCAUCACAGAAAAAAAAAGGGAGCAACUCCCAAUUCCAACCAAACCAAAACUUGAACUAAGCAACGACAAACAGAUAACUUGUCGGUUCAUCAAACGUCAUCGUAUUCCUUUCUUCUGCAUUCCUCUCCCCCUCUCUCUCUUCCCCCAAACUCUCGUCUCUUCUCUCUUCUGAAAAAAUUUUAUACAGAGAGAGCGAAGGAGCUUGAAACGGCGUCGUAAAGAACCAUGUCAUACGAUUAUCUUUUCAAGUACAUAAUCAUCGGAGACACCGGCGUAGGGAAAUCAUGUUUGCUCCUGCAGUUUACAGACAAGAGGUUCCAACCGGUUCAUGAUCUAACCAUCGGCGUUGAAUUCGGUGCCAGGAUGGUCACCAUUGAUGGCAGACCCAUCAAGCUUCAGAUUUGGGAUACUGCUGGGCAAGAAUCCUUCAGGUCUAUCACCAGAUCUUACUACAGAGGAGCAGCAGGAGCUCUUCUGGUCUAUGAUAUAACCAGGAGAGAGACAUUUAAUCAUCUAGCAAGCUGGUUGGAGGAUGCACGGCAGCAUGCAAAUCCCAACAUGACAAUCAUGCUCAUUGGGAACAAGUGUGAUCUUGCUCACCGAAGGGCUGUUAGCAAAGAAGAGGGUGAACAGUUUGCAAAGGAAAAUGGGCUUUUAUUCUUGGAAGCAUCUGCCAGAACAGCUCAAAAUGUUGAGGAGGCCUUCAUAAAGACCGCUGCAAAGAUCCUUCAGAAUAUUCAGGAAGGUGUCUUUGAUGUAUCCAAUGAGUCAUCUGGCAUCAAGAUUGGCUAUGGGCGUGCCCAAGGUCCAUCAGGCGCAAGAGAUGGAGCAGUUGCUCAGAGAGGUGGCUGUUGUGGUUAAAAGGGAUGGAAACAAUCUGCUGCCUGUAUUUGAUCCUUCUGUCCAUUAUAUUUCCACACCACAUUGCUUUGAUGAAUAUAUCCUUAAAGGUGUUGUCGAACUUUGUCAGAACACUCGAUGUAUAGAGCUAGUCUUUUCUUUUCAUUUCGUUGUUACUGAACUAGGAAUUUCUGGUCACCUUCAGUUAAUUUAAUUCGACUUAUUUGCACAGUAACGUAUAUAAACCAAUCUAAUGCCAUGUGUUUUCAGUUUUUGCA